GUGAUAAAGAUAGUACCGUCUCAUUUGUUUAUCAUUGUUUAAUUUUGUGUUUGUUCAUUUUCAGACUUCAUUUGAAUGUUGUGUGGUGUUCUGAGGAUAAGAACACAAAAUUCACUACUUAUCUUGACUGCUGUGUUAGCAAUUCUCAGGACCUUCCACGCUGAUGUACCGGUCAAGAGUUGUAACUUGACCAGUCAAUAUAGAUCCCUUGUUCCUGCACUGACUCAAACUGACCAGUACUGUUCUGUUAUUGCUACGAUGACAUCCAAGUCGGUGGUCAAAUCUGUCCUUAGCGUGGAGCAAGAUGAGGGUGUGGGUGCCCGUGUGCGCAGGAGUGUCGGGCGUGCAGAGUUACGGAAUCUUGAUCCAUUCCUGAUGUUGGAUGAGUUCAAAGACAAACAGCCUGGAGGAUUUCCAGAUCAUCCCCAUAGAGGAUUCGAAACUGUAACCUACAUCCUGAAGGGCGCCAUCAGACAUGAAGACUUCUGUGGCCAUGCAGGUACAAUUAACGAAGGUGACCUACAGUGGAUGACCGCCGGUCGAGGUAUUGUCCACUGUGAGAUGCCGUGGGGUGACGGAAUUACCCAUGGCCUCCAGCUGUGGGUCAAUCUGUCUGCUAAAAACAAAAUGAUCAAGCCGGCCUACCAAGAAUUACUGGACAAGGACAUUCCUCGGACCACCAAGGAUGGGGUCACUGUCAAGGUCAUCGCUGGAGAAGCUUUUGGCAUUAAG
Messenger RNA from Mizuhopecten yessoensis (Yesso scallop), 732 nucleotides. RefSeq names its product pirin-like. Gene Ontology annotation, cellular component: nucleus. The transcript is spliced from 4 exons. Gene Ontology annotation, biological process: monocyte differentiation. The record is from RefSeq and is a predicted model, not a curated record. The annotation marks the transcript as partial. Gene Ontology annotation, molecular function: quercetin 2,3-dioxygenase activity. NCBI's taxonomy places the organism in Eukaryota, Metazoa, Mollusca, Bivalvia, Pectinida, Pectinidae.